Molecule: messenger RNA, 1107 nt
Organism: Cyphellophora europaea CBS 101466
Lineage: Eukaryota; Fungi; Ascomycota; Eurotiomycetes; Chaetothyriales; Cyphellophoraceae
Exons: 1
Coding region: 1-1107 (368 amino acids)
Source: RefSeq, a predicted model, not a curated record
AUGUCGAGUGGAGGAGGUCAGGAGGGUCAACAGGUCAGUCGUGUUCCACGUAACCUCCAUCUGUCUGACAAGCCUCAGGCCAUGCAUGCACCCUAUCCUCCACGAUUUGCUGGCGUCGGCGGCAGAGCGAACGUGGGAGUGGAUGUUCCCAUCAGCGCCGUCUUCCUCUUCCUUUUCGUUGUCGGCGCAGCUACGCACAUGACCAUCUUUCAGCUCAAUAUGCGCAAAGGCCACAAAUUUAUCAUGAGCGCCAUGACCUUUGGCUUGUGCAUGGCGAGAAUCCUUACCAUGAUCCUGCGAAUUGUGUCGGCAUGCUAUCCCCACGACGUUCAAAUCGCCAUCGCGGCUCAGAUUUUUGUGUCAGCUGGUGUGCUUAUUCUCUUCAUCCUCAACCUCAUAUUCGCUCAACGCCUCCUCCGAGCGGCACAUCCUCACUUUGGCUGGCAUAGAGGGUUCUCGAUCGCCUUCCAGGUGCUGUACGCUUUGGUUGUGGCCAUGUUGGUUAUGGUCAUCACAGCUACCAUCCAGUCCUUCUACACCCUCAACCCGCACACCUUAAUCGUGGACCGAGACCUUCAGCGCACUGGCGGCACUUACUUCAUGUUCGUUGCAUUCCUGCCCAUUCCUAUGGUUAUCAUUGGCUUGCUCGUUCCGCGAAAGACUCGGCUUGAAAAGUUCGGCUCUGGUCGCUGGCGGUCCAAGAUCGCCAUCCUGCUCGCAUCAGCAACACUUCUCACCCUCGGUGCAGCUUUCCGUGCUGGCACCAGUUUCAAGAACCCUCGCCCAAUCAGUGAUCCAGCAUGGUAUCAUGCCAAGUGGUGCUUCUACUUCUUCAACUUCACUAUGGAGAUUAUCGUGGUAUACCUGUAUGCGCUGGUACGAGUCGACCGUCGAUUCCACAUCCCCAACGGCAGCAAAGGCCCAGGAGACUAUACUCGACAAGGUGACGAGCGUGACACCGAGAAGGACGAUCGCCCCAACAGCCAUGAUAGUGUCUAUAGGAUCAUGUCGGAAGAGGAGGUUUUCGACGAUGUCUCGCCCGGCGACGUGCACACCGCCAAAGACGAGGAGAGUGGUCAGCAUUCGAGACCGGUGAACGCAUCAUGA